CGCCAGGACUGAUCGCGACACAAGGGUCGAGCCAUCGGGUAGCAACGCAACAAGUGGAGGGGGCACAACAUGCAAGCCAUGAUAGGGGCGAGAGUUGUUGUACCCUCGCGAGACGCGAUUGACAUCUAUGAACAUCAUGAUGGAGAGGUUGCGUGACCGGAGGGUUGCACUUGAGACGAUGAUGUUGGAGGGCUAUUGGGCACGACUUCCAUGGGAGAGGAGGCUACUCGCGCAGGCUGGUUGGGUGCACACGCAGGUGCGAUGCGGGUUGUUUUGGGAGGAGAUGGAUGAUCUCAUCGACGUCUUCACCCCUGUCGUGCAGUUGUUGAGGAUGUUGGACCAGGGGGGUUUGAUGAUCGCGUGCAUCUUCCGGUGGGUGACCCAGUUGGCUGAGGAGAUUCAGAAGUUGGAGUUGGCGAGACCUCGCCUGGUUGGCAUGCUGCAGGAUUGUUACGCUCGGGCAUGCCAUCUGUUGGAGCCCGCCCAUGCUGCCGCCCAUCUUGUAAAUCCGAAGAGGCGGAACUUCGUUUCCUUCCAGUCUCCAAGGCGCAGCGAUCAGCAAAAGAAGGUGGCGGAGAUGACACCAGAGUACAUAUACACACAGACGGGCUUUGACCGACAGGGACAGAUGUACAGGAGCUGGGUGCUGCAUGAGCGUAUUCACAAGAAGCGCCGCAACGGGUUGGACUUCAAGAAGCUGACUGAGAUGGUGGAGAUGUGCGCCAACAAGAAGCUCCUGACGUGUAGAGCGAGGAGAAGGGGACUAGUCUUUCUGUGGGGUGAUCUCGAGGAGGGGUUGGACGACGUCCCGGAGCCGCGCAAAUCAGGCACUGUAUCGCCGGGAUCACUGACGGAUGACGAGAUCAGACGGCAGGCGCGCAAGAUGCAGCGUGCCUCGACAGUCCACCAACCCCUUUCGGUUCAGACUCUUUUCGGUCGUCGUGCGGCUCAUAUCGAGUUGUACGACGAGGAGAUUGAGUACGAGCCGCCAACCGAUCCGCAGACUGCGGAUGAGAUGGAGGCGGAGGCAUGGACGGACCCGGAGGACUUGGAGCAGGGAGGCAGUGACACACCUGACGACGGGAUGUUGGCAGAGGCUGGUAGAGCGAUAGGCGAGAGAGAGGAGAGCAGACAUGGUGACAACGACGACUACAUGCCUUUGUCGCCGAUUCGAGGUGUUGCCAGACGGCUAGACAUGGACCCUGUGGACGCACUUGAGGAGGAGCGGUUGAGACAGAUGGUAGCACGGUGUGCCACGACGGAGCGGGUGGCAAUGGAGCAGGACACGACCAGGGCGAGGGAGAUCGGGUGUACAGUGGAGGAGGUCACUGCUGCCAGAGUAGCAGGAGAGUGCAGACAUGGUGGUCCUGUGGGUGCUAGGGAUGGUGGAGGAGUCCGCGUAGAAGGACACGAGGUCGAUGUUGCGGACGGGGACGAAAAGGCCAGUAGGGAUGUGUUGGAUCAGACAGGUGGCGACGGCGUCACGCGACUCCCCGAUGAUGAUGAGGGGGGUGAGGGCGAUGGUGUGCCCACUGCGGACGGUGUGACGGGGGAGGACGUAGUGGCCACUGCAAAUGGUGUGGCCACUGCGGACGGUGUGAGGACGGUUGUGGCCACUGCGGACAGUGUGGCCAUUGCGGACGGUGUGGCCAUUGCGGACGGUGUGGCCACUACGGACGGUGUGGCCUUUGCGGACGCAGAAGGAUUGCUUGGUUGCAGUCGCACUGAGGUAGACGGGCAGGUGGAUACAGUACUUGUCGACGUUGCUGCAGUGGACGGAGGGGUAGGAGUUGGAGGGGUGGAUGUGGUUGCAGAUCACACUYAGGAUGGUCCUAUCGCGAUGGAUGAUGUGGGUAGAGAUUGUAUUCAGGUGGAGCGACAGGUGGAUGGGGUAGUUCUUGCUGCUGCCAUUGACGCACGCGCGUCCACCAUGUCCACACUCGAGCGCCACAAUGUCGGGAAUCGGGAUUGAUCCAGUGAUGGGCAGGAGCAGACAUAUAUGGGAGCGACUUUGGAAGGUUGUGCCUUAAUCGUCUUUCGUGCCUCUCAGUCCGGCAGUUCCCUCGGGGGUAUCGAGGGAUAGUGAUUGGUCUAUGGAGAUGGCCGACCUGUUCAAGCAAUUGACAGGUCAGAGGGUUAUCGAGCCGGGAGGGGUGUCAUGGGGAGCAGGGGCG
Molecule: messenger RNA, 2174 nt
Organism: Chara braunii
Lineage: Eukaryota; Viridiplantae; Streptophyta; Charophyceae; Charales; Characeae
Source: the annotation of a GenBank genome assembly